This is a messenger RNA of Cucurbitaria berberidis CBS 394.84, 1244 nucleotides long. Its product is annotated as histone deposition protein Asf1. Gene Ontology annotation, cellular component: nucleus. Gene Ontology annotation, molecular function: histone binding. The coding region runs from base 166 to 1017 and encodes 283 amino acids. Lineage: Eukaryota; Fungi; Ascomycota; Dothideomycetes; Pleosporales; Cucurbitariaceae. The transcript has 4 exons. Gene Ontology annotation, biological process: nucleosome assembly; nucleosome disassembly; DNA replication-dependent chromatin assembly. The record is from RefSeq and is a predicted model, not a curated record.
CGGCCCUCACCGCCACCUAGUAAACACACCUUUCUUCUGCUGCUCUCCUGCCUUGCUUUUCAACCACAAUCCUCUACACCCUCGCACUUCAGCACGCCGUCAAAAGCUUCCUUGUCGAACUCACCGCUUCUCCGCUGUCCGUCUCCAAUUCAAGUAGACGUCAAGAUGUCUGUCGUAUCGCUGCUCGGCGUCGAGGUCAAGAACAACCCAGCGCGCUUCGACGAGCCCUAUGAAUUUGAGAUUACCUUUGAGUGCCUUGAGCAGCUGCAGAAGGACCUCGAGUGGAAGUUGACCUACGUCGGCUCUGCUACCUCAAACGAGUACGACCAGGAGCUCGACUCCGUCCUUGUUGGACCGCUUCCUAUUGGCGUCAAUAAAUUCGUCUUUCGCGCCGACCCCCCGGACCUAUCGCGCAUCCCCAACAGCGAAAUCAUUGGCGUAACUGUGAUUCUGCUGAGCUGUAGUUAUGAAGACAGAGAGUUUGUGCGCGUGGGCUACUAUGUUAACAACGAGUACACGGACGAGGCGCUAGCACUGGACCCGCCUACCAAGCCCGUCAUUGAGAAGGUGCAGAGGCAAAUCCUGGCGGAGAAGCCGCGUGUCACGCGCUUUGCGAUCAAGUGGGACUCUGACGAAUCUGCGCCGCCCGAGUUCCCCCCUGAGCAACCCGAGGCCGACCUCAACGCAGACGGCGACCAGUACGGCAUCGAAGAAGAGGAAGAGGAGGAAGAGGAAGAAGCAGAGGGUGCCGUUGUUGAAGGCGAGGAUGCUGCUAUGGCAGGUGCGGAGGAUACUGCAGGCCCUGCCAACGACGAAGACGCCGAGUCUGAGGCUGGGAGCGAGGAAAUCGACAUUGAGGAUUCCGAGGAGGACGACGAGGAAGAGGGCGAAGAGGGUGGUGAGGAUGACAUGGAGAUGGACGAUGCUGAGGCCAGUGCUGCCAAUGGUGACAAGGAAGCCCAGCAAAAACCUGCCGGCGUUCAGCAGCAGCACGGCGCAGAUGUCAUGGUUCACUAAAUCAUGCGUUAGGGGAGACGGUCUUGCUGUAGGACGCACAUGCUAGCCAUCUGAUUCCUUGGUCUAGUUUACGAGCGCAGUUCUCUUUGAGGAGCAUGAAAUAUAUACCAACUCAGAUUUUCAUCACGGACUUUUCAAGUUGGGUGACAACAAGUAGCUAUAGUACGUGACUACGCGUCAUCUACCCGUACGGACAUGAUCAAAACAUAGUACGGCUUACUGCCGCG